GUCAAUGUUGUCGUGGAUGGACGCGCCUAUCUGCGCUCCUUGCCUUUUUCCACUAUCUGCGUUCAACUCGUGUAAAACUAGCAGAAAUGUCCUUCUUUGGCUUCGACACCACCCUCCCCAGGGAUAAGCCCUCUGGGGACAAGAGGGGCAUUUUUGAGAAUCCCGAUCCCUUCGCAGAGGUCGCUCGGGUUAGAGCUGAAGGGUUGAAUGAUGAUGAUGAUGAUGUCAUCGACUUCGAAGACACGUACGACGGUCUAGGUGACAACCUCGACGACGACCAGGAUGCCUUCAACGAAGACACCUUCGGCGGUGAACUUGAAACCUCUGCUGUUGGAAAAGACUUUGACUUCUUUGGGAACACGGCGCAGGUUUCGGACAUCAUCGGUGAGGAACAAAUACGCUUCAACCUGCAGCACUCGAAACCGACUGCUGCGGCUCCUGUGGCUCCCGCGACAGAAACAGCGCACCAGAAGCCGAGAAGAACGGGCUAUGAAAAGUAUCAGGAUGAUACCUAUAUUCCUGAUCUCCAAGCUAAGUCCAGCGUUUGGGGCAUUCCUUCGCAACCCAAGCCUGCUGCGGAGUCGACCGUUGCACCAGCCAAGAAGAUGCUGAGUCUGGAGGAAGUGGAAGCUCAGUUACGUGGUCAAACUCAACGACCUCUACAAACCCAACCUCCUGCAUCAUUGCCUGCUCCUGCUCCGGAACUUCCCCAGCAACAGCCGCUCCAGCGACCUCCACAGAUGCCCCCUUUUCCUGACGGCUUUGCUCAAUUGCCUCCCGAGUUCCUGCAGGCUCAGCUGGCCAAAGGAGGUAUUCCACCGUCGCAGCUGUUACAACACCAGCCCCUUGCUCCGGAGCCUUAUCCUUUUACUCAUGCGCCGCCCACAGCGCCGUUGCAUGUCUUGCAGAAUGCCAACAUCCCUCCGCAGCAUAUGGCUACCGCCGCCGCCGCUGUUGCGCAACAACUGCAGAGUAUGGCUCCGCGAAUUCAAAGACUACCGCAGCAGCAGCAACAACAAGCGCAGAUGCCACUUCCUCGGGGCCCAGUUGCUGGUUUGCCGGUAAUCACCAACGCACAGCAACUGAUGAAUCUGACAGAGGAGCAGCGCAUGUUGUACUUGAUGGAAGACGCCAAACGUGCGAAGCGUAAUCACAAGAUUUUCCUUCUUUCCAAGGGGAAUGGUUUGAUGACACCACAGGAUAAGAACUUCAUCACGCGGAUCCAGCUGCAGCAAUUAGUCGCUGCUGCGGGUAAUGUGGCAGACACGGACCCAGAGGCCAACCUGAAGGAGGAUUUCUACUACCAAGUCUACAGCCAGAUACGUGGAGCACCUCGACAACAUCCUCGUCAACCUCUCGGCCACUUCGCGCAGACGUACCUCUUCCAGACAGGUAAUCGUGUCAGUGGUCAUGGUGGCCGAAGGCACUACCAGGGUGCCGAUAACCAUAUGCAGCGGAUGCAGCAACAAGUUCUUCGCGCGGUCGAAGCAGCGAAACUCAAGCCGAAGAACAAGCAGCUCAUUAUUGAAGGCAGCCUGGGCAAGAUUUCCUUCAGCAAUGCCAAUGCACCGAAACCUAUGCUCAACAUCAAGCGUCCCGACAGCUCUGAGGGAAUCAAGGCUCCCAAGAAGCCGCAUGCAGACUUGAGCAUUAAUGAUCGUAAAUCUAUAUUGGCGAACAUUGAGAAUGUUUACAAUACGUUGAUGUCGAUGGAGGACAUGGAGCGAACAAUGCCGCCGCCACCGAGCGAGGACGAUCCAGAGGCUAUCCAGAAGCACAUGGAAUGGCGACAGAAGAUCCAGUCGCUCAACCAGAAACUGUGGCGGGAGCUUAAGGUUAUGGAACCGAUUGUUCCCGGCUCUACUACUCCGCACCCGUUCAUUGCGUUCCUCUCGUAUCCGAAGGGCAAGAAAGCUAUUCCCCGCAUUUUCCGCCACGUCGAUCAGGAGCAACGAGUCACCAUCUUGACCAUGAUCGUUGUGCAUCUGGAUUCGUUAGACGUUGUCCGCCUUGCACAACCUCCACCUGGUGAGGCGCAGCCUCCAUUGGCUGUGCGUGAAGCUAUUGAUCUCUUUUCCCAGGCAGUAAUGCCGAGUCUUUUGGGAUAUGUGAAUGAGGCCCCGUUCAACAUCAUUAUCGGCCUUCUAGGCCUUGUCAUCGCACAGACCCAUGUGCAGUCGAUCGCCAAGACCCGAAUCGGCCUGGGCAUUCUAACAAUGCUGCUCAGUCGAGCUGAGAUUGUGAAAGAGGCCGGCCAGGCAGCGGAGCGCGAUUGGCAGCAGUGGGUGGAGAAGUUCAACGUGCUGUUUGACACCCUCGAGCCAAUCUUGGCGGAUAUUUUCCCGGGCUCGAUCAAUGCUGGCGAUGAUAUGUACGUCUGGCAGUUUUUAGCCGCACUCGGGAUCGGGGCGAGUCCAGAGCAACAACAACGGCUGGUCAUUGCCGUCAAGGAUCGUGUCAUGGAGACAGUCAGUUAUAGCAAGACGCUGCCUGCUGACCUAGCUAGCCAGAGACUGGGAAAUGUCAACCUAUUCAUGCGUGCUAUUGGGCUUGAUGUCGAACUCUUGGGUUGAAGAAUGUGCAUUGCGUCAACCACGCACAUUGGGCGAAUGAUACGGGUGGGACUUCCUGACAGCGGAAGUUCCCUAGAUUACGAUGGAGUGAUUAUUAUUGAUGCUGGUUCCGCGAUGGAAGUUGUUCACAGAACUCUAUCGAAGUUAUGCGCUGUAUAUGCAAAUCACCAUGAACCUUUGUCGGGGAUAGACGAUGGGCAUCCGGGAUACUAGUCCUGGAUGCAUAAGUUGUCGUUUUUUUUUUUCUCACUUAUCUGUUUGUACUUUUUUUGGAAGGGAUUUUAAUGACACUGAAAAGCGAAUGCCAUUUUCUUUCUUUUCCAGUGCGCUUUGUGGUGUCUCAAUGGCCGGUUUGAUACACUAUGCCUUGAUGAAGUCGGCCUUGUACAUACAUUUUAUUAUACCUAUUCGUGGCGCUGGAGGGGCGCAGUCGCGUAGCAUCCGUAUGGGAUUGCGCAGGGAGAAAGAAAGUAACUAUGGAUUUAAA
Monascus purpureus is the source of this 3060-nucleotide messenger RNA. Lineage: Eukaryota; Fungi; Ascomycota; Eurotiomycetes; Eurotiales; Aspergillaceae. The record is from the annotation of a GenBank genome assembly.